AUGGACAGACCAAGCAAAAAGCGGCGUGCUAGUGACCUGCUUCCGUGUCGUGAUGAGGACUCCACAGCCAGCGCCAACCCCCAACAAACUGCAGGAUUCGACGCCGAGAUAAUGCAAAAGCAACUGGAGCUUUUCGUUCGCAACGGGAAUGUGGACACCGCCCAGAUAUUAGGUGAAUUGCUGGUCUCCAUUGCGCUGUUCCCAUCAGAUUCAGAGGCCCACAAUGGCAAGAAAAGCGCUCGCGCCGAAGCAGACGAGAGUUUCUUGUCGCGGAGGCGUGGUGAGGAUUUUGUAGAAACAGCAAAUUACGCCAGGACGCUGUCGCCUGCGUUCCAUUCCAAGACAUUGCGCCUUUUUGCAGAUUUAAUGCUCGCCAAACGCGAAUUUAAACGCGCCAUUCGGUAUUAUCACCAUAGCUGCAGGGAUAUGAGUGUCGUGACGAACGAGCAAGAGCUGGAGGUGAAGCUCAAGGUAGCCAGGUGUUACGUGGAGCUCGAGUGUAUUCACGAAGCCAUCGAAGUGCUGAAGUCGACACCGCUGGAAGGACGGACUCUGAGCAUGAAUCUACUACUUGGGAAAUUGUAUGUGAACGAAGGACUGCAAAACAAGGCGGAGGAGAGCUACACGGCUGCCCUACGACAGAAUCCAUACGCUUUAGAAGCAGCUUUAGCUCUCACCGAACUGGCAGCAGCAAAAGAUGCAUCGCCGGAUGCAUUUUCUGGAUCGGAUGGAACAGCGAGGGCCGGCGAUGGUUUGAAGCUGACACCGGUUACUGUCAGGCAUCACGAAAUUGAACAUUUCUAUAGUGACCUUGCCGCGAAGCCUAACGCUGCAGACAUCGGUCUAUCUCAAGUAGACUCGUCGUGGAUGCAGACGUUGGUGGCUGCUCACAUGGAUGUUGAGCGGGGUAAUUAUCGAGCGGCUGUGGAGUCAUUCAACACGCUAGAUCGAGUCUUUCCUAAGAAUCUACAUUGCUUAGUGCGCAAGGGAGCGCUCGAGAUCGAUCAGGAGCUGCUCCAUCAAGCUCACGUAACAUUCAAGCGUGCACGGCAGACCGACGACUUAAACUUGGCAUUUAUGGACCGCUACGCCAAUUGUCUGCGAAAAGGGAAUUCACGCACCAACCUCAAUGACUUGGUUCAAGAGCUAUUCAAGAUCAGCAAUACAAGUGCAGAAGCAUGGCUUGCUGCUGCGUAUUAUAACGACGUGAAAGGAGACUUCGAGACAGCCUUACAGUUCUCCGAGCGUGCCAUCGCGGAGCGACAUCGCCACGCUCCAGCCCACUUAUUACGAGGUGAAUUACUGCUGCGGAUGCAUCGUCCACAGCCUGCGUUGAAAGCUUUCUGGACUGCAUGCCGCCUCACUCGGUCUCUACAGGCUUACACGGGUAUUAUCACUAGCUACUGUGACUUGUUUGCUAUUGGUGUGAACCGAUACAAAGAGGCAUUGGCAACUGCCAAGAGUGUCGUGAAGCUGUACCCACAGAAGGCACAGAGCUUCGUGCUAUUCGGUAGUGUACUUGCACUAAGCUCAGAGCACCGAGAGCAAGCGCGUCAGGCGCUGCAGAAGGCGUUAUCCAUGGAACCUCGCAAGCUCUCCACCAAUUUUGCGCUUGCUGAUCUGCUGGUCGAAGACGGUAACUUACGCGGAGCCAUUGAUAGACUGCAGGCAUUGGGCGAGCGUCACCCUCGAGAAGAAGUCUUCACGAAGCUGGCGUACGUUUAUUCCAUGGACAAACAGUACGCAGAGGCGUUGAAAUACUUCCACCAAGCAUUGAGAUUAAACCCUGGGUCGACUGAGGCGUUGCAAGGACUGGACCGACUCGAGAAGUUGAUGCGUGGUGAAGACCCGGAUGAACUCAGCAACAGUAUGGAGCAGAUGGAGCCGGAGGAACAAGAGGAGUCGAUUGAAACCAGCGAAUACCUAUCGCCGUAGAGAUAUCUGCAUCGAUAAUGAGUUUAAGCACGACUAUCCUUAGCUUAGAGCGGUUUAUUCGACGGUGUCCGACGGCGUUUUGGGUCCAUGGCAGCCCUGCGCACGUUCUUGGGGUGAAGACAUCGCUCUCAUUGGCCUGUUAUUGAUGGGAGCGAGCAGUUUCCUGCGAAACCGAGCGCCACUGCAAGUGCUCAGCCCCAGUGGAGCUACAACGGGGACGUGUCGGCUGGACGACAGCGUUGCCCAGUGGUAACGCCACAGAACUCGAGAAACCACCUACUUGCCAAAUAUUCGAUAAGC
Molecule: messenger RNA, 2235 nt
Organism: Phytophthora nicotianae INRA-310
Lineage: Eukaryota; Oomycota; Peronosporomycetes; Peronosporales; Peronosporaceae
Exons: 4
Coding region: 1-1935 (644 amino acids)
Biological process (GO): cell division
Molecular function (GO): protein binding
Source: RefSeq, a predicted model, not a curated record